Molecule: messenger RNA, 2409 nt
Organism: Capronia epimyces CBS 606.96
Lineage: Eukaryota; Fungi; Ascomycota; Eurotiomycetes; Chaetothyriales; Herpotrichiellaceae
Product: selenocysteine lyase
Exons: 2
Coding region: 1-2409 (802 amino acids)
Biological process (GO): Mo-molybdopterin cofactor biosynthetic process
Molecular function (GO): molybdenum cofactor sulfurtransferase activity; molybdenum ion binding; pyridoxal phosphate binding
Source: RefSeq, a predicted model, not a curated record
AUGUCGAAGGACCUUGGAAAAUUGGCCACCUUGAUGGACACAAGCGACGCCACUUCCUCGGAGGCUCUCUCUUGCACCGCAACUACAAUUGACCCUGACACUGGCUAUUUCGUGAAUAUCGACGAAAUCCGAAAAGCCGAGUAUCCUGUCCUUGCGGAGACUACGUAUCUCGACCAUGCCGGAACAACCUUAUACGCAAAGAGCCUCAUCGACGCUUAUUCGAAAGAGCUGACCAGCAACCUUUUUGGAAACCCGCACUCGGCUUCCGCCUCGUCGCAACUCUCCUCUCGCCGAAUCGACGAUGUACGCCUUCAGGCUUUGCGCUUCUUCAAUGCCAACCCCGACGAAUUUGACAUAGUCUUUGUUGCCAACGCCACCGCGGCUAUCAAGCUUGUCGGAGAUGCCCUUCGAGACCACGACAAUGGUUUUAGAUAUCACUAUCAUGGCGAGGCUCAUACCAGCCUCGUCGGUCUCAGAGAGGUCGCUGGUCUGGGUAGUACCUGCUUAGCCACCGACGAGAAGGUUGAAGAUUGGCUGGGCAGCGUCGAGUGCGGAGUCAGAGGGCAACAUGGGGACGUGUCGCUGUUUGCAUACCCGGCUCAAUCAAACAUGACUGGUCGAAGACUCCCACUGCAAUGGUGUCGAAGAGUAAAUAAUGUAAGAUUGUCAUCGGGCAAUCCCAUCUUUACUCUCUUAGAUGCCGCUUCUCUUGUGUCAACAGCUCCUCUGAAUCUGUCUGACAGCGUUGCGGCACCCGACUUCGUUGUCUUGAGCUUCUACAAGAUUUUCGGCUUCCCGGAUGUUGGAGCUCUGAUUGUACGCAAAUCUUCUGGGCAAAUUUUACGACAACGCAAGUACUUUGGGGGUGGUACUGUGGACAUGGUGACAAUGUUUGGUGACACCUGGCAUGCAAAAAAGGAAUCGAGGCUGCACAGCUGUCUCGAAGACGGAACGCUGCCGUUCCACAAUAUCGUUGCUCUCCAACUGGCCUUUGACGUUCACAGAAGACUCUAUGGAACAAUGAGCAACGUUUCUAGACACACAACCUUGCUUGCGUCAGUCCUACGCCGUCGACUGCAAACCCUACGGCACGGAAACGGAUUGCAGGUCUGCACUAUCUAUACUGGUGACUUCGCGGCCAAGAGCUCCCAAGGCCCCGUAAUCGCCUUCAAUAUAAGAGACAUGCAGGGGAGAUACAUCAGCAACUCUGAAGUUGAGAAGCUCGCGACAGUGAAGAAUGUGCAGUUCAGAACUGGCAGUCUCUGCAAUCCCGGUGGAAUGGCGUACCAUCUAGGACUGUCUGCUGACGAGAUGCGGCGGAACUAUAUUGGUGGACAACGAUGUGGAGAUGAAAACGACAUCAUUGGAGGGAAGCCGACAGGGGCAAUUCGACUGAGUCUGGGACCGAUGAGCAAUAUGACAGAUGUGGAAAUCUUGAUCAACUUUAUUCAAGAGUACUUUGUGGACUCAUCUCCGCCACCGAGGACAUUAACACCACAACAUUCUGUAUCAAACUGCCGGUCUGGCUCAUUCGUCGUGGAGAGUCUGUCGGUCUUCCCAAUCAAGAGCUGUGCGGCCUAUAAAAUCCCGUCCCAUACUCCUUGGGAGGUGGGGUUGAAGGGUCUCGCAUGGGAUCGAGAAUGGUGUCUUGUCCAUGAAGGGACCAACGUUGCCCUGAGCCAGAAGCGGUUUCCACGGAUGGCUCUCAUCCGUCCCGAAAUUGACCUGCGAGAUCGCGUGCUCAGAUUGUCGUUCGGCUUGGGACCUUCGACUACUCGGCAAUUGGCGAUUGGUCUUGACUCGAGCCCAACGCCGAGAGCUUAUCACAAGAUGUGUGAAGCCACCACCAGCAAGUGGUCCAGUGUUUGUGGUGAGGAUGUUGAUGUGCAGGUUUAUACAUCUGGAGAAGUGUCGGGGUUCUUCACGGAAGCACUGGGGGUGCCAUGCACCCUGGCACGGUUCCCGGAUAACGGCAUCGUUCGACAGGCGAAAGUACGGGUACCUGGAUCUGGAGGGAAACAAGCCACCACACCGGGCAAGUCGAUUGCGCUCUCAAACGAGAGUCCUAUUCUCCUCAUAUCACGGUCAAGCGUAAAUCGUCUAAAUGAGCAGAUCAAGCACAAUAGCGGUGCUGGCAAGGCCGUCUCCGCCGACUCUUUUCGGGGAAACAUUGUGAUUGCCGAAGAGCUCCAUGGCGGACAACUGGAGAUGCCGUACGCCGAGGAGGAAUGGAGCAGCCUUCAAAUUGGCAAUGAUCCCGCCCAGUCGUUCGAGCUACUCGGCCCUUGUCAACGGUGCCAGAUGUACAUUGGCAAAGACGAGACGGAGAGAUGGGAGGGUCUGGUUUGGUAUGCACAUGUGCCUAUCGUCAGAUCCUGCCCGAACAUCAGUCCAGAUAAAAGCUGGUGA